Messenger RNA from Effrenium voratum, 1221 nucleotides. Lineage: Eukaryota; Dinophyceae; Suessiales; Symbiodiniaceae. The record is from the annotation of a GenBank genome assembly.
AUGUCUGACCGCCAGAGCUGUGAGCUGGAUGUGGUGGCCGGCCUGAACGAGAACUGCAGCUGCGCCGAAGUGGAGGAACUCUUCGGCAAAUAUGGCAAGGUGGACUACGUCUUUCUCCCACCUCCCCAGCUGCGGCGGCAUGAGCCCAGCUUCAUCAGGUUCUGGGAUGCUGGAGGGGCGCUGGCAGUGUACAAUGCCUCCAAGGAGGGCAGCGUCCGGAGCCGAGACUUCGCGGAGCUCGGUGAAGGUGGGAAAGAGAACACGCCGCCAUGCAAGAAACGCAAGAGCGGGGAGAAAGGAAAGGGAGAGAAAGGCUUCGAGACUCUGAGCCCUCGAGAUUUGCAGCCGGCGCCGCCCGAGGACAUGGCCCUGGGCACUGAGAUCCCCUGGUUCUCGCUGAAUGACAUCGACGUUGGCAAGCGCCUGGGCGCCGGGAAGUUCGGCUCCGUCUACGUCGCGCGCUGCCGUCGGACAGGCUUCAUCUUUGCCCUGAAAGUGCUGGACAAGCGCCAGCUGAUCAAGCAUCGAGUAGAGCACCAGCUUAGGCGCGAAAUCGAGAUCCAGUCCCACUGUCGCCAUGUCAACAUUCUGAGAUUGUACACAUUCUUCCACGACGAGAAGCGUGUCUACCUCUGCCUAGAGAUGGCUCCUGGCGGGGAGCUUUACGGCUUGCUCCAGAGCCGCGGGACCUUCUCCGAGGCUCGAUCCGCGUGGUACUUCAAGCAGAUGGUCGAGGCCAUCCAGUAUUGCCACUCCAAGCACAUCAUCCAUAGGGACAUCAAGCCUGAGAAUAUCCUGAUUGGCUUGAAAGACACACUGAAGAUCGCGGAUUUCGGGUGGGCGGUCCAUGCGCCAACAUCUCGGCGAGACACCUUCUGCGGCACGUUGGAUUACCUGCCCCCAGAGAUGGUUGUCAACAAGAAGUACCACAGCCGAGUUGACAUUUGGGGCCUCGGCGUGCUCCUCUACGAGUUCAUGGUGGGCAAGCCUCCCUUUGAGGACCAGAGUGAGAAGGGCACCUACCGCAAGAUCAAGAUGGGAAAUCCGCAGUUUCCGCCUAGCAUGACCAAGGAAGCCAAGGACCUCAUUGCCAAGCUGCUGAACAAGAACCCAGCGGAGCGCUUGACGCUGGACGAGGUUCUGGCACAUCCCUGGAUCGCGCUCAAUUGCACGGGAGACAAUGCGAAGCGGAUGCAGGCUAGCUACGGUGGCAUCUUGUGA